CAAGUAUCCACUGCGUCUCCACUCGGACUUUAGUGUCGACCGGUUCCCAUUGCCACUCAUUACUCCAACUUCUUCCCAAUAUUAUUUUUUGAGCCGUUAAACGCGGUCUUUUUAUAUAUUUUUCUUUUUCACCCAUCGCUUCUUUCGUUGUACUAUCGCAAACUGGUUUAACUGAUACGCUCCAACUCAUUUUUCUCCACUUUUUUUUUCAUUCAAUUUAAAACUAGUUUUCCAGGAAUUUUCUAAAAACGUGUAGUUGACAUUGCAACAUGUGAAAACGCGGCGAACGUAAUUCUCUUGUAAUUCAGUGAACGAGUGACAAAGUGAGAUAAUUCGUUUAUCCCAAAUAUCAAUCAAUUUUCAAAUAAUUCAUCCAUUCAUUUAUCUCCUGAACUAUAAAUUAUUGGAAAAAUUAUCAAAAAACUUUUUUUGCCGGAAAUUCCAGUCUCAAAUCGUUAAUCCAGAAAAAUAGAAAAUUCAACUCAUCACAUGUUUCAUGUAUUUCACCUGAGAAUAAAUUCCGGUGAAAUUAGCGUUUAAAUCCGUGUCUCCAUCCUGGAGAGGGAAGUGAAGUCUCCAAAAAUCAUAAAGAAUGUGAAUGUGGGAAUGAGGUCAGAUAUAAUCGUUCCGGUGAAGAGAUAAAUUGGAGAAUCCAGUGGACGAUGGCUUUGGAGCUGUCAUUUCUGGUGGUACUUUGUAGCGAAAUGCGCUUGAGCAAUUACGGGGAGGUGCUGAACGCCAUAAUCAAACGAUUAAUAAGAGUCUUGUUAUUUUUACUGAGCUGUCUCAUGAUACCUCUCCUCAGACUGAGGGCAUUGAGGAAGCAGAGGAGAUGUCCUCCCAUUGGGAACAAGAUAUUGUACAUGUCGGCUACAGAAUUGGCCGCGAAAAUCCGGAAACGAGAGUUAGCCUGCGAGGAAGUCGUCCUGGCGUACAUCCAACGAUGUCGGGACGUGGACCCAGUGCUGAAUGCCAUCGUCGAAGAUCGAUUCGAUGAAGCCCUGGAGGAGGCACGAUCGAUCGACGUAUUCCUUAAAUCCAGUGAUAAACCCGAGGAGACAUUAAAGAACGAGACUCCACUGCUCGGAGUACCAAUUACAGUCAAAGAGAGUAUUUCCCUCGCAGGAAUGAGUCAUGCCGCCGGACGACGAACGAAAGAUCGAGUACUUGCACUCAAUGAUUCUGACGCAGUGAGACGUGCUAAAAAAGCAGGUGCCAUACCAUUACUUGUCAGUAAUACACCGGAGAUGUGUAUGUGCUGGGAGACAUUCAAUAACGUGACUGGCACAACCUGGAAUCCUUACGAUACCAAUCGAACACCCGGUGGCUCUUCGGGUGGAGAAGCAGCACUCGUAUCCUCAGCUGCAUCAAUCCUGAGCAUCGCCUCGGACAUCGGCGGAUCUGUCCGUCUACCCGCGAUGUUCUGCGGCAUUUUUGGUCACAAACCUACACCAGAGUGGAUUGGGGCGGAUGGACAUAUGCCGGACUGCGAUGACCCCGCGUGGCCGGCAUUUUUCACCAUGGGACCGAUGGUCAGGUACUCCGAGGACCUGAAUCUCUUCCUCAAGGUGUUGACGCGCUCGAGUGAUGCUGUCGCACGCCUCAAUGAAGAGGUGCAGUUGUCAAGCAUAAAAUACUACUACAUGGAGGAAAUUGGGUCUUCUGCGGUGGGCAGUAUUGAUGGAGAAAUUAUUCGUGGAAUGCGAGAAUUUUUUAAACACCUGGAGACUGUGCAGGGAGUCAAGGUGCAACAGAUUGAAAUACCGGAAAUGACGUAUGCGUUCGAGGCAUCAGCCUCAAUGCUGGUUCAAUUGGACGGAGUGGACACGAUCUUCAAAAAGGGGGCAAACCCUCGAGAAUGGAGGAGUGUCUUCAUGGAGUUCCUGAGGUACAUCACUUUCAUGUCCCCGCACACAUUCCCCAAUCUAGUCUAUGGGGUGUUGAAGAAAGUGGGAAACGCUUUACCCAGGAGUCACACCAAGUGGUACGAGAAGAAAAAUGAUCUCAUAAAAAAACGCCUUCAAGAGAUCCUCGGGGACGAUGGAGUUUUAAUCUUUCCAUCUUUCACGUCUGCCGCUCAUUAUCCUUACGAAAUUUACCAUAAAAUCUGUGACACAACGUACAUGAUGAUUUUUAAUUCCAUCGGACUACCCGUCACACAAUGCCCAAUGGGUCUGAAUAGGAAGGGCCUGCCCAUAGGACUCCAGGUCGUCGGCAAUGCUGGAAGAGAUAAUUUAACAAUAGCUGUUGCUCGUGAAGUCGAGAGAGCUUUUGGAGGCUGGCAGGAGCCCCCAAGCACUGAAGUAGUUGUUUAAUUAAAAAAAAUCACUGACGAACAAGAUUAAUUCUCAAAGAUCGAGUGGAUGACCCCAAACGUUCGAGCCUCAAAUACCCAAUAACAAAAAAAAAUAGAAAUAAAUUGUAAAACUAAUUUGUAAAUAAGAAGAUGGAAUAAUUUAAUAUUGAAUAUAUUUCGAAGUAUCAUUGAAAUGUAGUUACAUGCCCCGGGAUACCGUAUAAAUAUCUUACUGUUACGAUAUUCACUGUUGCACAGCGAAACCUGAAUCAUGUUCAAUAAAUAUCUACUCAAUAA
Messenger RNA from Fopius arisanus, 2593 nucleotides. Its product is annotated as fatty-acid amide hydrolase 2. Gene Ontology annotation, cellular component: endomembrane system. The coding region runs from base 663 to 2315 and encodes 550 amino acids. The transcript is spliced from 11 exons. Lineage: Eukaryota; Metazoa; Arthropoda; Insecta; Hymenoptera; Braconidae. The record is from RefSeq and is a predicted model, not a curated record.